Symsagittifera roscoffensis is the source of this 1338-nucleotide messenger RNA. Its product is annotated as serine/arginine-rich splicing factor 4-like. NCBI's taxonomy places the organism in Eukaryota, Metazoa, Xenacoelomorpha, Acoela, Convolutidae. The record is from RefSeq and is a predicted model, not a curated record. Gene Ontology annotation, cellular component: cytoplasm; nucleus. The transcript has 8 exons. Gene Ontology annotation, molecular function: mRNA binding. The coding region runs from base 83 to 1006 and encodes 307 amino acids.
GCAACAAUUUAAACUUGUGCUUUUUUGUCUAUCUGAAAAUUUUGUAUUUUACAAAACUGCCUAUCUUCCCUAAUGUUAUGUUAUGUCACAAGAGUGCAUGGGAGAAUACACGAUCUAUAGCACCAGUUUUUGGGACAUGGGCAGACACAAUGAUGACAGAGACAGAGACCGGGACAGUAGAAGAGGGGGCAGCAUGAGCAGAAGCAGUCGGAGGGGACGGAGCAGAAGCAGCGAACACAUACAGGUGUACAUUGGAAAUGUGGCCAGUGACGUCACUGAGAAGGACAUGGGCAGACUGUUCAAGGGCUUCGAUGUGCUGGACAUCAGCGUCAAGGCCAACAACUUUGCAUUUGUGACUUUUGGGAACAUGAAGGACGUCAGGGAAGCAAUUAGACUAUAUAACAAUUCCAACUUCAUGGGAAGGAAAAUCUCAGUAGAACGAGCUCGUGGGACAGACUGGAGCAAACAGAACAGCAACAGAGACGAUGACUUUUACAGUCGCAGAGGAAGUUUUCGCGACCGGAGGUCUAGAAGUAGGAGCAGAAACCGAAACAGAAGCAGAAGUGAUUCGAGGAGUUACGAGAUGCUAGUUACAAACCUCUCAUCGCGUACAGGAAAGACUGAGUUAUUUGACCUGGCUAACAAAUAUGGAGACGUGACUUCCUGUAAGAUAGUGAAGGACGAUCGGUCAGCAAUCGUUUCGUUCCGAAAUGAACCCAGUCUUUCGCGAGCUCUUGAGAAGAUGGAUGGAAAGACGCUGAAUGGCCGACAAAUGAAAUGUGAGCUGAGACAGGCGGAGUCGUCUCGUUCGAAGAGGAAAAAUAGGAAGGGAUCAUCGUCCAGAUCCAAAUCGAGGUCAAGGUCAGAUUCAAGGUCGCGAAACGGAAGAAAGGAAAACGAGCAUGACCGAGAAAAAGAGAAAGAAAGGUCAAGGUCGCGAUCCUUUUCUUCGCCGAAGAGUUCGCAUGGCCGAAAGAGGUCAAGCUCAUCGGGAAGCCGAAAGUAAAAAUGAAACUCAAAAAUGUGGGUGGCGAGAAGAUAAAAUCUUCACGAAGCAAUCACGCAUUUGCGAGCUUUUUAAAACUAUUAAUCUGUUUAUUUAAAUCAUUUGGUAUCGCAUUGAAUGCUGAACCAGGAAUGGAAUCAACCCUGUUUAUACUUCUUUAAUCUGUUUAUUUCAGACUGUUCGAUUUUGAAUUGUUGCAUGCUUAUUACUUCAUUGUUAGUGUUAGCAGUAUUAAAUUUGAAUGAAAUGUAUGUUAUUCUGUUUUGAACUGAAAUUGCAUUGCGUUUCAUGAGAACGUUGCUAUCUAUAUUCACGUUUUUAGAAUCAAAUAA